AUGCAGAGAAGACUCACCACUCAGCAGGCCUUGGAAAUGAUCCUGAGGGAAGUCGACCCUUGUGACUCGGAUGGAGAAGACUUACAAGUUCAGCCGGAUUCGGACUCAGAGCUGUCUGAUCAGUCUUCCGAUGAGGAGACUGCUUCUCCACCGAAAAAGAGACCUUGUUUGGGGACUGAGACAGCGAAAGAUGGCACAGUGUGGCGUGAAGAACAUGUGGGGACCUGUCUCCCUUUCACCCCAAUAGAAGCGUACGCUGCAGAUGGAGAGCCAACGGCUAAGGCCAGGAGAACAUUCAAGAAUGGACUAUUCAACAUGCACGGCGAAACGGAGCAUGUUCAUUGGUUCAUGGACCUCCCUGAACUAAUGGCAUUUAUUGCAAUUGUGAUCUUGCGGGGGGUUUACAGGGUUCCAUCUGUAAAUGACUGCUGGUCAGCAAACCUGGGAAACCCACAGAUAAUUGGAACUAUGGCACGAAACCGCUUCCAAAACAUCAUGCAACACCUACGCUUUGAUGACAAGUCCACCCGCUGUGAUCGAGCAAAGACUGACAAGUUUGCUGCAAUUUCCAGUGUGUGGGGAUCAUUUGUCACCAACUGCAUCACGUGCUACAACCCUGGUCUACAUAUCACCGUUGAUGAACAGCUUUUCCCAUCAAAGACUCGGUGCUGUUUCCUGCAGUAUAUUGCAAGUAAACCUGACAAGUUUGGGAUCAAGUUUUGGGUGGCUUGCGACCUAAAAUCCAAGUACAUUUGCAAUGUCUUCCCAUAUCUUGGCAAGGACCCCAAUCGUCCCACUGGGGAGAGACUUUCUGAAAAUGUAGUAAUGAGGCUGAUGGAACCAUUCCUAGACAAGGGCAGAAAUGUUACCACGGACAAUUUUUUCACAUCGCUUUCACUUGCACAAAAACUUCUUAGACGGAAAACCACCAUCCUCGGCACAGUCAACAGGAUUCGCAGGGAAAUUCCUCAAUCCACUAGACAGACAGAUCGCAAUGCAUUCACCACUCAGGUGUUUUCAACCUCUGCUGCCACGCUGACGGCGUAUGCGGCCAAACGGAAGAAGACAGUCUAUAUUCUUAGCAGCAUGCACAGCGUGGUUCAGACUGAUAACACCACCAAAAGGAAGCCAAACACUGUCACCCUUUACAACAAAACAAAGUGUGGCGUGGAUGUGAUGGACCAGAUGGUUCGGGAGUACACUGUCCGCAAAGGAACACGGCGCUGGCCAGUCGCCGUGUUUUAUAACAUGAUUGACAUGGCAGCACUGAAUGCACAUGUGCUGUAUCAAGCAUGCACCGGGACGAAGGAAAGACGGGUGGACUUCCUGGUGGCGCUUGCAACAGAGUUGGCUCGCUCUCAUGUAGCUGGGAAGAAGGCAAGAAAAGAACAGUUGCUUCGGGCACAACCCUCCAAACCUAGCCCUGGGAAAAGAGCCACGUGUCAGGUCAAACACAAAUGCAAGAAAAUCAGGCCACUGUGCGAUGUGUUCGACUGCUACAGAUACACAUGUGAUGGCAAACUGUAA
Molecule: messenger RNA, 1527 nt
Organism: Haplochromis burtoni (Burton's mouthbrooder)
Lineage: Eukaryota; Metazoa; Chordata; Actinopteri; Cichliformes; Cichlidae
Exons: 5
Coding region: 1-1527 (508 amino acids)
Source: RefSeq, a predicted model, not a curated record